CUGUCAGUUUCAGCCAUACUGUCAAUGGUUUCAGCAGAGCUCUGUCGUGCUGCGCUGGCGAAGAGCACACACUGACAUACACUGGCUGGCUCGAGCUUAAAAACAUGGAUCAGGACAACAAUCCAGAGAAUGUGCCCUUCAGCCUACCAGAGGACCCUUCAGAAGAGGGACUGCCUUCUCUACCUGCAGGGAUCUCGGACAGUGAAGCAAUGGAGAUGCUUUGGCAGCUGCGAGCCCAGCGCCGCCAGCCGGCCCCUGAGCUCCCAGAGACAGUGUCCUGUCUUACUGCCCCUGAUGGCAGCCUCCUAUACCUGGUGGGCACGGCCCACUUCAGUGACAGCAGCAAAAAGGACGUGGCCACGAUAAUCCGUGCUGUGCAGCCAGACGUGGUGGUGGUGGAGCUGUGCCAGUACAGGGUGUCUAUGCUGAAGAUGGACGAGAAUACACUGCUGAGAGAAGCCAAAGACAUCAACCUGGAUAAGGUUCAGCAGGCCAUCAAACAGAAUGGGUUGAUGUCUGGCCUGAUGCAGAUUCUCCUGCUCAAAGUCUCAGCUCACAUCACGCAGCAGCUGGGCAUGGCUCCUGGAGGAGAGUUUAGGGAGGCCUUCAAAGAGGCGGGACGGGUGCCGUUCUGUAAAUUCCACCUUGGCGACAGGCCGAUCCCUGUUACAUUCAAGAGGGCCAUUGCUGCUCUAACUCUGUGGCAGAAGGCCCGCCUGGCAUGGGGUCUUUGCUUUCUGUCUGACCCAAUCAGUAAAGAGGACGUAGAGAAGUGCAAACAGAAGGACUUGCUGGAGCAGGCCAUGUCGGAGAUGAUCGGCGAGUUUCCCACUCUCCACCAGACCAUUGUGGCUGAAAGAGACGUCUACCUCACACACUCGCUCCGCCAGGCUACACGCUGUGUGGAGGCCCCCCCUGAUGCCCAGAAAGUGCCUGCUGUGGUGGUAGGAGUUGUAGGGAUGGGUCAUGUCCCUGGCAUAGAAAAAAACUGGGAGAAGCAGCUCAACAUUAGCGAAAUCAUGAGUGUUGCACCUCCCUCGCGCUUUGGCUGGGUGUUGCGCACGGUCCUAAAGGGUGUGAUGAUGGGAAUGCUGGGAUACGCUUGCUACCGUGCUGGAGGGAGUUUAGGCCGAACCCUGCUGACUUUACCUGGAGUCCAGUCUUUACUGGAGACUCUGCGGCCACCCCCUGCUUGACCCCACCGGUCCUCCCUAAGCCAUCAAUGACCCGACAGUUGAUCUAUUUAAACAAUGCAUCUAUCACCAAUGGCCUUAAUCAACCCAGAGGUGAGGCUGGAGGAAAGGUGUCACCAGCCCACACUAUGAACUAACGAGGACCUCAGAGAGUUAAGAGCCUCCAACCUUGUAUUGAGGUGUCCCUGUAGACACAGCAGGGCUGUACUGCCAAAGAAACCAUGACAGUACUCUUUUUUUUUUUCUUCUUCUUCUUUUCUUAUUUUGUGCAAAUCCUGCAUUUUGGUUUACAAAUGCCAAUAAUUCCUUUUGAAUAUAUUUCCCCCCCACCAUUCCUUUUUAAAUGACUUACAGAGCUUUUAUUUGACAAGUAUCAUCAGUUAUCUUCAGUCAGCUGCCCUGAAAUGACCGAGCCUCUUCCAAGAUGCACACUUUUUUAACUCUGUUUCCUUAGUCCUUCGUCCUUUUCUGCUACCAACCAGUAUUUCUGGUUAAUGGCCCAUUUCAAGUCCAGCAGUUUAUAAGAGACUGGUUGAGCCUGGUACUGUACAUGCAGCCAAUGGGAAGGGAAAAGAAAGUAGAACAUCAAGUCAGUCAUAACUAUAAUGAACAAAUUACAAAAAUAUAGUGUGGGAACUCUAUAAAAACCUUCAGUUGUUAUAGUUGGUGGAUAUAGUGACGUCUGAAUUGAAAGGCUGACUAUUAUUUUCUGUUCUUUCUUCUGCAAUUUAAAAUUCUUCAAAACUACACGAUUAGCAAAAGACAAAAUUGACUUAUUUCCAGUGUGCGCAGUCCUGCCCACAUCAACAGACAAGUGCCUCACAUUGCAGCGGUAAGGGCUAAUGGUGAACUAAAUGGAAUGAGGAAAAAUGUGUUAUAUGCAUCUUACACAUACUACAACCAAACGGUCAAUGCAAGUUUCUAAAAUUCUGUCUCUAUGUAAUUAUAUGAUUAUUUUAUAAAUACUGCUGCCCCGAA
Molecule: messenger RNA, 2171 nt
Organism: Morone saxatilis (striped sea-bass)
Lineage: Eukaryota; Metazoa; Chordata; Actinopteri; Moronidae
Gene: trabd
Product: TraB domain containing
Exons: 10
Coding region: 105-1196 (363 amino acids)
Source: RefSeq, a predicted model, not a curated record